Messenger RNA from Dalotia coriaria, 636 nucleotides. Its product is annotated as general odorant-binding protein 56d-like. Gene Ontology annotation, molecular function: dibutyl phthalate binding; odorant binding. Gene Ontology annotation, cellular component: extracellular region. Gene Ontology annotation, biological process: olfactory behavior; sensory perception of smell. The transcript is spliced from 6 exons. The coding region runs from base 29 to 502 and encodes 157 amino acids. Lineage: Eukaryota; Metazoa; Arthropoda; Insecta; Coleoptera; Staphylinidae. The record is from RefSeq and is a predicted model, not a curated record.
AACAAAGUAUAAAUAGAAAAACUGAUCAAUGUUGAAGUUAAGUUGUAAAAAAUUGUGUAACAAAAUGGCUGACUACAAUUUAAUCAAAUAUAUUGCGGUUUUGUGUGUUUUAUUCGUGAUGAAUACCAACGCAUGGAAAAAUGUUCCGCAAGAGUAUGUUGAAUCUGGUAAUGUUAUUAUGGCAACGUGCCUUGGAAAAAUCCCGAUAUCAAAAGAAACCGUUGAAAAAGCACGUGAUUUUAUCUUCCCCGAGCAUGGAACAGAAGAGGAAGGCCACUACAAGUGUUACUUAAAAUGUGUUUUCGAAGAAAUGGGAGUUUGGGAAAAUGGCGGUGUAAAUGCUGACACAGCUACUAAAGCUUUUCCUGAGAAUCUCAGAGAGAAAUUCAGAUCGAAUCAUGUUACAUGUCAAGAUACAAGAGGAGCUGAUGAAUGUGAUUCAGCGUAUCAAAUAAUGGAGUGCUACAAAAAUAACGAUCCUAAUAUUUUCUUCGUAAUUUAAUUAAAUGUUUCUGGGAACAACAACAGAAGGAUUUCAAGGCAAUGAUCAUGGAAAAUCGCAGUUUUAAGCACGUAAUUCAUCAAAUUAAUCUUGUAUAGUUGUUCUAGGAGUUAAAAUAAAUUUGCAAAGCUAAA